AUGACCGUGUGCGUCGAGUGUGGCGGGACGGUCAUUGAAUAUGAUGCCGCCGCCGGAAACGGCUUUUGCGUGCAGUGUGGUACGGUUGUCGAGGAGAACACUAUCGUUAAUGAAGUAACAUUUGGUGAGACGAGUACUGGAGCUGCUAUGGUCCAGGGAAGCUUUGUAGCGCAGGGUGCCACGCACGCUCGCAUGGGAGGACCAUUUGGGAACAGAGGAAGUAGCGAGAGUAGAGAGCAGACGAUUGCUAACGGUGCGUCCUACCCGUCGUGUGAACUGUGCUUUCGUCCUGACGCCCCUCAAGCGACCCGCAAGAUAGAGCAGAUAUGCCAGCAUUUCCGUCUCUCCGAUGUCGUAUCACUUGCUGCAACUCGAUUGUACACACUUGCCCUCGAACACAAAUUCACGCGCGGCCGGCGCAGCAUGCAUGUCGUUGCGGUCUGCGUCUAUGUCGCUUGCAGACAAAAAGAGACCCGGAACUACAUGCUUAUAGACUUCUCUGAUCUGCUGCAACGGAUGCUCACAUCUGCCUUCAAGGUUAGCGUGUUCGAACUUGGCCAUACAUAUCUCCAGCUCGUCCGUACCCUCAACCUACGACUGCCGCCGAUCGACCCCUCACAUCACAUCUCACGAUUCGCCGCUUUGCUGGAGUUCGGCGACGAGACCCCUCGCGUGGCGGUCGACGCGACACGACUCGUCGCCCGCAUGGACCGUGACUGGCUUGCCCGGGGUCGCCGACCAUCUGGCAUAUGCGGUGCCGCACUCCUCCUUGCAGCACGCAUGAACAACUUCCGGCGGAGCGUCGCGGAGAUCGUACAGGUCGUCAAGAUCGCUGACAGUACGGUACGGAAGCGUCUCGAGGAGUUCCGGAAGACGAGCAGCGCGGCUCUGAGCGUUGGCGACUUCCGGAGUGUGUGGCUCGAGGAGGAGAGUGAGCCGCCGGCGUUCGUGCGUGGUCGCGAGAAGGAGGAGCGCCAGCGGGAAGAGCGGGAAAGUGGUGUAGAGGUGACCGAGAAAAGCAAAGGGAAGGGGAAGGGGAAAGGGAAGGAGAAGAAGCGGAAACGAAAACGGAGCGAAGACGAAGACGAAGAGCCCGAAGAUGUUGAAGUCCCGUCUUGGACGCAGACAGCCGAUGCUACCCCCACCAGCCUACAACCGCCGCCGCCGCCAAUAGUUAUCGACCCUACGCUAUUCAACGAGGGAAUCCUGGCCGGGAUGGCUCAGCAGCCGCUGUUUCUGCCAGAAGAGCUGCCUGACUAUGGUAUUCUUCUGCCAGAAAGCAGUGCCCGGACGUUGGUAGACGGCUCGCAGAUUGACAUGCCUGCCAAGGCGCCCGCUCUACUGGGAACAGAGGAGAUUCCGAGACCACCCUCGCCCAUCGAAGCUUCCCUCGAUGCAGCACUAACAGAAGAGGUUUCGUCUUUCCUCGAAGCCGCGCAAGGGACCAAGCUCGCCGAAGCACUCGAUAAUGUCGACGCUCAGCGCGCUGCGGAGAAAGCCGCCGUUGAAGAGCUCGAGGGGCUAGACGAAGAGGAGCUCGAUGCGUUCAUCUUAACGGAGGAAGAGGUGAAGGUGAAAGAGAGGGUGUGGGUUGAAAUGAAUAGAGAUUACCUCGAGAAUCUGGCAGCGAAAGCGGAGCUCGAGCAGAUGGGCGGAGAGACGCCGGAGAAGAAAAAGCGCAAGAAGCGGAAGACUGCUCACACGAAGCCGCGCGACGCGUCAACGCCGCACGGGGCGACAGCGGCGGAGAGCGUGAAGAACUUGAUCAAGAAGAACCCGCGGUACAGCAAGCGUAUCAACUACGACGCGCUCCGCGACCUCUUCGAUGGCGACGCGCCGGGUGCGGAGGCCGACGAGAAGCUCGAAACCGACACGGGCCUGUGGCAUAUGGACAAGGAGGACGAAGAGGCUGGUGUCCUCAUCGAGGAGGGCGGCGGCGGCGUCGGCAUGGCGUCUACGCCGAAGGCAGGGCCGAGUACGGCAGCAGCCGUUGCAACGACUGACGCGGAGGCUGUGGACGAGGACGAAGCAAUUGGCGAGAUCGAUGAGGGCAUGUACCUCUUUGCAGGCGAGAAGAUUGAUGACUACGGAGACUGGGAUGUGUACGAGCAGGAAGUAUGA
Molecule: messenger RNA, 2121 nt
Organism: Phanerochaete carnosa HHB-10118-sp
Lineage: Eukaryota; Fungi; Basidiomycota; Agaricomycetes; Polyporales; Phanerochaetaceae
Exons: 7
Coding region: 1-2121 (706 amino acids)
Biological process (GO): transcription by RNA polymerase III; transcription preinitiation complex assembly; DNA-templated transcription initiation
Cellular component (GO): transcription preinitiation complex; transcription factor TFIIIB complex; nucleus
Molecular function (GO): RNA polymerase III general transcription initiation factor activity; TBP-class protein binding; RNA polymerase III type 3 promoter sequence-specific DNA binding
Source: RefSeq, a predicted model, not a curated record